AUGAUGUUAUUGCUUUUCUUGGCCAAAUUUGCCCAACAAGCAAUAAGAUGUGAUGAGAUAACUAAACUUCUUGAAUUUAAUCAGCCAAUAUCCCUAACUUGUACCGGUUUAACAGAUCAAGCAUAUCUUAUUAAAUUCUACGUAAAUGGCCUUUAUAUAGAUAACUAUUAUGGUUAUACCGGCAAUGUAACGGGUCCAAACACUAUAACAGUGACAGUUACGGAUAUAAAACCCUUUACGUUAUUUCAAAUUAUAGAAGUUCCAAAUUAUGAUUCUGAUUUUAUCAAUGUUAAAUUUAAUUCAAACCCUCAAAUAACAGUAUAUUCCUUUGCAGGGUAUUCUGGACAAUGGAAUCAAUUUUCUUUUGGCAAACUAUUUGCUUAUGAUUAUUAUGAAAAAGGACGAGAAUCUUAUAGAUUUGCACUUACUCAAAAUACAAAUGUAAAUGAGGAUAUUUUUCAAGAAAAUUCAUUGCAAAUCUCAAAUGAGUAUUUACAUAAUGUUUUCAUCCCAAGUUCUGUUCAAGAAGGAGAUUAUUACAUAGUUGGACAGUUAAUUUAUAUAGAUGAAAAGGGAGUAACAAAAAAGUCAUCAUUGUCUUAUUCUCCACUCACAUCUAUCGUGAAAUCGAAUAAUAGCAACCAGUUUUCUGUAAAGAAACAAGACGAACAAAAAACAUUCAUUGAUUCAAUUGGGAGAUUAGAGAUUAGUUAUGAAGCUUAUCCAACAGUUCCUUAUGCUAAAAUAAUGUCUAAAAUAGGCGGAUAUUCAGAAGAUAUAUCUUUAUAUGAAGAUCAAAUUGAUAUAACAAAUAUCUAUUACGGUAGAGAUACAUUUUACAUUUCAAACUCUUUAUAUGAAAUUGAACACAGUAUUACCUUUAUUUUGGUUGAUACGAGUAGUUCUCAAAUUUUAAAUCACACAGAAAUCGAGAUAGAUAUUCUUCCAAAAAUUGCAAUUAAAAGUCAUACGAUUGAUCAUCCAAAAGAUACUAAUGAUAGAUACCUUUUGCUUCCCGAAGAGUUCAUUACUGGAACUAUUACUUUGCAGAAUCAAAUUCCUAAAGAAUUUAUAUCUGUAUCGGAUGAUAGAGAUAAAUUAAUUGGCAAUAUUACUGAGAUUCCUGGUGAAAGUAAAAAGUUUGCAUUCAGUAUUAAAGUAAAUUUGGAUGACUACUCAUGGAAUAUUUUGAGAAUCUAUUUCAAUGUGGAAUCAGAUUCUGAUUAUUUCUCUUUGCAUUUUUCAUAUUUGAAAAUGGAGAUCAAUGUCAAUCACUGCUUGCCAAAAUCAGGUACUAUAGGAGGAAACAUUAAUAUUAUAAUAUCCAAUGCUGAUAAUCUUCACUUGAAAAUAGUUGGAAAAAUUGGCCAAUAUGAAUCUAUGAUUUCGUCAUAUAUUGAAAUUGACUCAAGAGAAAGUGACCAUGAUUUUUCAAUAGAUUUAGCAAAUAAAAUAACAUACAAUACUGAGGAAACAUUGCCAACACAAGCAACAUUUGCCUUACUUUAUAAUGAUGCCAUUAUAACUCAUAAAACAAUCGACUUUUUAAUUUUGGAACCCCCUGAAAUUGAAUCAAUUACAUUAUCAGGUACAACACAGGAAUUUGCAACAAACUCUAGAAUGACAUUUAUUAUUAAGAUAAUAAAGGCAGAUUUGAUAGAAGAUUCAUCAUUAAAAUUUGAAUUUGCUGAAUCAGGAGUUUCUGAUAUGUCAAAUCCAACAAUUGUCAAUACCUACAAACCAGUAAAAGUUUCCAACACUGAAAAUGAUUACAUGUUUGUUUUAAUUGUUCCAAAUAAUGUUGCACCAGGUCAAAAGAAUUUAUUAGUUAAAAUAUUAGAUACAAUUGGACAAGAAUCAUCACUCUUCAUAAUUCCUGUAACAAUCACACAAGGAAGACAAAUCACAGAAAGCUCAAUUUCAUGCCAUAAGACACAAGAUAUGAUGCCUGAUAAUAGUGAACAAAUGUUCAAAUGCAAUAUUGAUAACAUUGAAUCAAAUCCUGUUUACUAUAAAGCAAAAGUCGAUACACAUAUUGAUUCUGAUUAUGAACAAUAUGAUCUCGAUGUGCGCAUGGAAGAAAUUGGAAAUGAAAACGAAUUCAAUGUUUAUGUCACAAUUCCUGUACAAAAUGAGGAAAAAAUGUCAUUCUCAUUUGCAAUGAUUUCUUCUAAUGAAAACACUAUCAUCAAAUAUUCAGAUGUAUCUGAUAUAAAGAUUGUACCAUCACCUAAAAUUCGUCAAACUUCUUAUGACACCUUCAAUGUUGAAAAAUAUUCUAAAAUGGAAUUUCAAUUCCGUCUAGACUAUAUUUGUGAAUUCGAAUCAAUGAAAGCUCAAUAUAAAGAUUCUGCAAGUAAUAGCGAAUUUCAGAAUGUUAUUUCAAAAUCUGCAUUAAGAGAGAUCAAUUAUUAUGGUUAUUUAUAUAAUGCGUUUUAUGUGACUGCUAACAUUUAA
Trichomonas vaginalis G3 is the source of this 2457-nucleotide messenger RNA. Its product is annotated as glycoprotein 38 family. The coding region runs from base 1 to 2457 and encodes 818 amino acids. Lineage: Eukaryota; Parabasalia; Trichomonadida; Trichomonadidae. The record is from RefSeq and is a predicted model, not a curated record. The transcript has a single exon.